Cyphomyrmex costatus is the source of this 684-nucleotide messenger RNA. RefSeq names its product barH-like 2 homeobox protein. The coding region runs from base 1 to 684 and encodes 227 amino acids. Gene Ontology annotation, molecular function: DNA-binding transcription factor activity, RNA polymerase II-specific; DNA binding. The record is from RefSeq and is a predicted model, not a curated record. The transcript has 3 exons. Gene Ontology annotation, biological process: regulation of DNA-templated transcription. NCBI's taxonomy places the organism in Eukaryota, Metazoa, Arthropoda, Insecta, Hymenoptera, Formicidae.
AUGAUGCAGGAGCAUAAAUCUUUCUUGAUCAGAGAUCUUCUGGGGGAUGUAUUGGCUGACCGAGUUCAAGAAGACUCGGAGAACGAUUCGAUUGUUCAUUCGGAUUCCGAAGACACUAUCGAUCCUGGCAGCAGCCCUUGCACGCGUCUAGGAAGUCCUCCACCGGCGCUUUCGCCAUCGCCCGGUUUGGCAACGACAUCUGGGAAAUCUUGUGGGGUGAUGGUCAAUAGCGCACCACCAACUAGCAGGAAACCACGAAGACGGCGAACCGCUUUUACUCACGCUCAGUUGGCUUAUCUCGAAAGGAAGUUCCGCUGUCAGAAAUAUCUCAGUGUUGCGGAUCGCAGCGACGUCGCGGACGCUUUAUCGCUCUCAGAGACCCAAGUAAAGACUUGGUACCAAAACAGAAGGACGAAGUGGAAACGGCAGAACCAAUUACGAUUGGAGCAGCUGCGUCAUCAAGCUACUGUUGAGAAAGAUCUUCUGGUACGCAGCGUGGGUCUUCAUCACAGCAGCAUGGAUGCAUAUUGUUCACCAUAUAACUCACAAACGCAAACCAGUCAUCCGCCACCACUGCCGCCGUCGUCGUCGUCAGCAGCAUCCACCGCUUCCACGGCAGCGUUUCUCUCGACAGCGGCUGCACUCUUUCGGAACGUCACCUAUGUCCCUGGUUGUCCCCUCUAA